This is a messenger RNA of Diaporthe amygdali, 1815 nucleotides long. RefSeq names its product dna replication protein 4. Gene Ontology annotation, cellular component: nucleus. Lineage: Eukaryota; Fungi; Ascomycota; Sordariomycetes; Diaporthales; Diaporthaceae. Gene Ontology annotation, molecular function: transcription coregulator activity; RNA polymerase binding. The record is from RefSeq and is a predicted model, not a curated record. The coding region runs from base 1 to 1815 and encodes 604 amino acids. The transcript is spliced from 2 exons.
AUGGCGAGGCUUCCUCUCAACAAGCACCAUCGCAUCCACAUCCACAACGUCCCCGACGCCGGUCCCAAAUUUGGGCUGCAGGCUGUCACGAUGCUCAAGUCAACCUACAAACCCUCGGCGAACUCGCCCCCGCCGUUACUUCCAGGCUGGACUGAACACAAGGCUCCCACCGGCCAUACCUACUACUACAAUGCCGCCACCAAGACAUCGACCUACACGCGCCCGAGCGCCGCAGCGCCUGCGCCGGCGCCGAUGGACCCCUCUGCGAGCUUCAUGCAGCACAAUGCCGUCCCAAACAUGAACCUGUCCGACCCGCGCGUUGCCAAUGCCUUCAUGUCACAGUACAACCAAUCGCCGCCGCCCGUGCAGAACCACCGCGGAGGCUUUGGCGGUCGGGGCGGCAGGGGAGGUGCGCAUGGUGACAGACCGCGCCCCCAGCCAACCGACAAGCCAAGGUCUAAGGUUGCCAUCCCAGGCUGCGAGCCGUGGAUCCUGGUGUACACGAAGUGCCAACGACGCUUCGCCUACAACCCCGUGAAAAAUGCGAGUUACUGGCGCAUCCCGGAGAAGUUGAUGCCGGCCAUUCUUGAACUGGACAGAGCGAGAAUACGAGACAAGGCAUCUUUCGGGAAGGAGAAGGAGAAACAAGAUGCGAGCACGGAAAAUACACCAAAAAGUACAGAUCCAAAUGGUCGGACUGCCGACGACAACAAGGCUGCAGUGGAAGAAACAGCCGAGGAGCGCCAGCACGACUACGACAGCUCCGAAUACGAGGAAGUUGAGGUCACAGAUGACGAAGAAGAAGGCGGCGAGGACGGUGAUGAGCAUGCUACCAAACGGCAGAGGGUCGGCGAGUCGGCAGAAGACGACGACCGGCCAGUGGAGUUUAGUGAGGCGGAUAUUGCAUUCCAACUACAAGCCAUGGGUCAAGAAUACGGGCUUGACCCAGGCGAAUACGAUGACGGUCACAUGGAAGAAUGGCCAGAAGGCGCCGCAGGCAUCGAGCUGUCUGAGGAGGACGCCAAGGCAUUGUUCAAAGAUCUCCUAAACGACUACGGCAUCAACCCGUACAGCCCCUGGGAAAAGCUUAUUGAGGAGGGCAAAGUUAUCGAUGACAGUCGGUACACGGUGCUCAGCACCACCAAAGCCAGGAGAGAAGUGUGGGAGGAAUGGUCGCGAGAAAAGAUCAAAGAGCUCAGGGAGCAGAGGGCAAGACAAGAGAAGAAGGAUCCGCGGAUACCAUACCUGGCAUUACUGCACGAGAAGGCGACGCCGAAGCUUUACUGGCCUGAGUUCAAAAGGAAAUACAAAAAAGAGCAAUCGAUGAAGGACUCGUCCCUAUCAGACAAGGACAGAGAGAAGCUUUACAGAGAACACAUCAACCGGCUCAAGCUUCCACAGGCCACCCUGAAAACCGACCUCGCCAACCUCCUCAAAUCCGCACCUGUAUCGCAACUAAACAACAAGACCCUGCUCACCCAUCUUCCUCCACAAAUCAUCACCGACAUCCGCUACAUUUCGCUCGACGCCAAGACUCGCGACGCCCUGGUGGAGGCUCUCAUCCAGACCCUGCCGCCGCCUCCAGAAGAUGGAGAAGCAGCAGAGGAUGACGAAGCCACACAGAAGGCGCUAGAAAUGCGUCGUAAGCGCGAGAAAGCGCUACAAGACCGAGAGAGGGCCGUUGAGGAGGAGAAGCGAAGGCAGGAGAAGAAUUUGAGACAUAGCAAGGCCCUGCUCAGGGAUGGAGAGCGGGAGCUGCAGGCGGCGAUGGACAUUGGGAAUAGGGGGCUGCACAGUCAGCUUGAGAGAGAAUGA